UUUUGGGCCACUGCCACCCUAUCGAGGUUGAACACUGUCACUUCGUUGAAGAGAAGCCUUUUGAUCAACGAAACCUUGCACGUUUCUUGUCACCGCCCACUGCAUUAAUUUCAGCUCAUCAUUAGUACCAUCGGCGACCAUCCUCUCACCACCGCCCACGAUCAUACGCCCAGUUCAGUUCCAUAGCUAGUUUUGAACCUUGGGUUCUCACGAGUAGCACGACUUUGUUGUUUGCCAGCGAGUUCUGUUUAAUUUGUUGGCAUCGUCUUUUCUUGCUCCGUCGUUGUUUGUUUCGUCGUGUGCUUCAACUCUCCCUCGACAACCCCAUCGAUUGCAGACGAGCAACAUGCAGUGGUCAUCCGCUCAACCUCCUCCGCCAGGCACGCAGCCGCCGGCGGCUUAUCCGUACUCUGCUACUACCGCGUUCACUCCAGUUCAGGUCCGCCAAACCUUCGGUCAACCUUAUUCCGCCGCACCGCCCGCUUCCUAUCCUCCCCCACCUGCCUACGGCCCUCUUCCUAUAAAUCCUCCUCCUGCAACACCACUUCACACUAAUCCAGCCGCGCCCUUGACUGCCGCAACGCCCACCACAACGCAAGAGCCCGCAAAGAAAAAGAUCGACUGGCCGGAAUCUGUGCGCAACUACGUGCAGCGUUCUUUCCAGACCUCCAACUUAGAUCCGUCCGUCACCCGCGCCGAAAUGGAAGCCAAGCUCAAGGAAACCAUCUCGUACGCUAACGACCAGGGUCACAUGUACACUGUGAACUGGGAGAAAAUGCCCUUGCCGCAAGAGAUGAUCAAAGAGGAGCGUGCUAGAGCCAGGGCCCUUCAGCAAGCAUCUCAUUUCUCGGCCCUUUCCAUUUCCCCAUCCAGUUCCAAGAAGCGCAAGUCUACCGACUUCAGCGAGGGCGCCGCACCCCCUUGGCGGAACGGACAGAAUCGCCUUGAGGACCGCAUUACAUUUAAUGCUGAUAAACGCCCAGCUCCAGUCGAGGAAGCCCAGUCGAAGUCACAAAGUAAGUUCCAGAAGCAGUUGGAGAAACGUCAAAAGCGCUUCGACGGAGGUUACAAGUCGACAUAUCGCGAGCCGACUCCGCCUCCCAGCGACGGCCCGGUUGUCGGUACAUGCGAGACCCUGGAGAAGCGCUAUCUCCGUCUGACGGCGCCGCCUGUUCCGUCCGUGGUCCGACCAGAGCGGGUUCUGCGCCAGACGCUCGAGCUGCUCAAGAGAAAGUGGAAGAAGGAGCAAAACUACUCGUACAUCUGCGAUCAGUUCAAAUCCAUGCGUCAGGACUUGACAGUCCAGCGCAUCAAGAAUGAGUUUACUGUAGAAGUCUACGAAAUUCAUGCUCGGAUUGCCUUGGAGAAGGGGGACCUCGGUGAGUAUAAUCAAUGUCAAACCCAGCUCAAGGCCCUCUACAAAAUGGGUAUCAAGGGGAAGUCGAUUGAGUUCAAGGCGUAUCGUAUCUUGUAUUUCAUUCAUACCGCUAACCGCACGGCGUUAAACGACGUCCUGGCGGAUCUAACUGCAGCAGAGAAGGAGGAAGAAGCCAUAAAGCAUGCGCUUGACGUCCGAUCCGCUUUGGCACUUGGCAAUUACCACCGCUUUUUCCGGCUCUACAACGACACGCCCAACAUGGGUGCAUAUCUUAUGGAUAUGUUCGUUGGCCGUGAACGCCUUGCCGCUCUUUGCAACAUCUGUAAGGCGUAUAAACCUGAUGUGCCGCUGCGCUUCGUCACGGAAGAGCUGUACUUUGAGUCGGAUGCGGAUGCUGCCCAAUUUAUCCUCGACUACCAGGGCCAGGAUCUAUUGGAGGAUCGCGAGGGAACUGUUAUGUUCCUGACCGGAAAAGCUAAAGAGCUGUUCGAGGGUCCGAGGAAGGCAGCAUUUUCCAGGGUUGACAUUAAAGGUCAAAUCUAACAGCACUGAGUCCUUAUUUCCUAUCGUCGCCGCACCCGCCCACAUCGUUCCCAACUCUUUCAAGACAUGAGCACCGGCUGUCGACCUCACGUUUCUACUUCAUCUCCGCCUUCGUAGUUUCUCACCUCGGUCACCGGGAUCUGCACCCUUGCGUCGUCAUGCAGUAGUUUGAUAUUAUUGAUAGCACGCCCUUCGUCGACCUAUGUCGCUGUCCUACCCCACGACAUUUGCGACCUGGGCUUCUAUCGCCAACACCUCAUGGGGGAUUUCGGCGAUAGAGAAUACCGACGGGUUUUCUAUCUCCGUUUCUUCGUUGUCAAUUCCGAUGUUACUCCCUGAAUAGUAACGUGGAAUGCGUUAGAGGAAGCCCACGUCAUGCCUUGUGGAGCUCUUACACUGACGAAAACCACUUCUUCCCCCGAGUCGUCUCACGACCUCACGAUCCGCCAGGUUGCCACUUGCAACGCAGUCCGACUUACCUUUUCAGCUAGUUCCUUCAGGACAGGCGCAGAUCCUGUUCUUCAAUGUCAUUUGCCAGCAUCAGGUCAACCUAAUUGACCUCAAACGUGGUUGAGGCGUGCAGUAUUCGAAUCUGCCUACUCUACUCAAAAAUGGAGACGUAAUAUCCACCGUUUUCGGAACCCAUUCUCGGUGGACAGGAUGAUAGAUGGCGUCUUCGCACAUCGACCCCCUUCUUUCCCGAUCAAUGUGUCUUGCCGGAGGAUCUCGACGUGUCGGCUCACGGGGUCUCUUGUUUUAGCAAGCAUUAGGGUCAUGCGGAGGUGACCUUUGGCGACGUGGAAGCAGCAGCAUUAGUUGCUAUGGUGCUGUAGUGGCACCCUGCUCUCCUUCUAUGCGUCCUUACAGGCACCGCUCUCUUAUUCAACAAUUUUUCAGUAUCCCUUGCGUUCCGGUGUCGGCAUCUUUGGGUGGUGGUUUGGGUCAGCGAGCAUAGGGUUUUGGCGUCUCGGGGUGUCAAAACUGCUUGCAUUUGUCCCUUGUCUUUUUUUCUUUGUUCCUUCUUCAUGCUAGUACAGGUAACUCAGGUGUUUGGCGUUAAGGGAACAAUGCUAAGAGCAGGGAGGUUGAGUGGGCAUGUCUUACAGUUAGCAAAAUAAGAACGUACUUAGUGAGCUCCAG
Neurospora crassa OR74A is the source of this 3061-nucleotide messenger RNA. RefSeq names its product GANP domain-containing protein. The record is from RefSeq and is a predicted model, not a curated record. The transcript is spliced from 3 exons. Bases 347 to 1921 code for a protein of 524 amino acids. Gene Ontology annotation, cellular component: nucleus. NCBI's taxonomy places the organism in Eukaryota, Fungi, Ascomycota, Sordariomycetes, Sordariales, Sordariaceae.